AGGUGACUUCUUCCUUCUGGGUGGCAACAUGGGGCGCACUGAGAGCACAGCUGGGACAGUCAGUCACCCUGUUCUCUGUUUUUCUGCCCAGUGACCCCUGGUCAGCUAGGAGGAACAGUCGCAGAAAAAGUGAAGUCCUGUUCAGUCCCAAACUGGAAUACGGCCAGUAUCCAUGGGAUCUUUGGAGAAUUUAGUAGCUAAACUCUCAAGUCUGUACUGAGCAUGUGCACACUAUGAUUUUUCAAGGGCAUGUAACUUGGCCAAAUUUGUGCAGAUUUUCUCAGGGGCAGUAAAAAGGCAAAUUCCUGUUGUAAGAGCAGCCCCCUUCCAAAUUUCAAGACCCUUUUUCAAAGCAUGUUGGGGCUACACCUUCUUAAACAGUUGCAAGAAAGUUUUCACAAGUGUGAAACAUUUUUCCCCCCAUAAACUCGUUUUAAGAAAUGGCUGAGCUGUUUUUACUGAAAUGUUCUCAAAAAAUUAAGCAAGAGGCAGACACUCACCAUGGAAAAUUUCCAUGCAAAUAUUUGAAGUUAGCAAAAUGAUAAGCGACUAAAAACAGGGUCUCAUAAUGGGACGUGAUAGGAAAUGGAAAGUUUCAGUUUGUAGAGUCUUUCUAUAGCAAUUCUCACAGGGGGUCUCUAGGCAGCUCUGGAGCAGGCUGUGUUGGGAGUCCCUCAUAUUGUCCUGGUUUAUUGUGGCAAAACUUUAUUAUGUUUCUGUGAGAGUUGAGGAUGAUGUUGAAGCUGUGAUAAUUGAAAAUUCUGAAAUAGAAGAUACAGAAAAUGGACUGUCCACACAAGGCUGCGUGUCAGUGGAACAAAAUGCUCAAGUAAACAGUGAUGAUCACUACAUGACUCAACUUGCUUAUGGAGGGGAAGGUUUGUCAGUACUGAGUGAGCCAGUGGUGUCACAGAUGAGCCAUUCUACAAGUGUGCAGAGAGAUGGUCAGAACCCAGAAGAAAUGGAGUAUGUUUUUUUGCAUAAAAGACGACGACUUACCCCCUCUCUGGUGAGAAAUAGCAUGAUAAGAUCCAGGGAAACAGAAUAUGAAGAUGGUGGAAGUGUCAUUUAUGAGUAUGAACCAGAUUAUGAAUGUGGAAGUGUGUCUGAAGCGUCCUACACAGGAGAUCAGCAGAAAACCCUUAUGGAAGUCCUCAACUAUUGUCAGGCCAUGUAUGAUGCCAUUCAGAAGUUGGAUAAGAAAUUUGAUCUGCUUCAUCGAAAGGUUUCAGAAAUGCAACACACCCGGAUGAAGCCAUUGCUCCUCAAACCUAGGCCCAUUGGAUUUACGUACAGAAGUUCCAAUCAUUUACCCCAUGGAAAAAUUAGAGUACAGAAACCAAUGGAAAGAGAGUCAAGUCUUCAUAUCUCUCCCCCUGGACAAGGAGGGCCUAGCACAUCAAUGAGGGUUAGGCUACAAAAGAGCCAUCUCCAGGCCAACUCUGCAAUAAAACCUGUUCAACAAACUCUUCAACUUGAAUCGCAACAACCUUUGCUUAGGCAAAGCCCACCCCUACCCACUAUAGUCUCCACUCACUCACUGCAUCCACCAUACACUGUGGCUAACAGGAUCCCUGACCUUCCUCCACAACCAAGUCUUGUAACCACAGUCAUGGAAAGCACUGCCAAUGUAGCAUCUUCAGCGGUGGGUUCCCCAAUGGUGUCGUCGGUGAUGCCAACCCCAUCUGAAACCAGUUUGGGGAGAAACACCAUGAUGAUGAAUUACAGGGCCACACCGGGAAGUGCGAAUAUUAGUAAAGAACUGCCAUCUUCUUCUGUCUCUAUCAAUCCUAGUUUUGAAUAUGUUGGUGACCCAAAGAGAAAUGUAAAGGUUCUUGGAAACUAUUUGAUGAAAGCCCGACAAAAGACCAAACCGAAGUAUGCAGCACGUUACCUAGUCCGUGUCUUGUUCCCCAAGGAAACGUUGCUGUGUAGCAUUAUGGGUGUCAGUGCCCGGGGGCGCAGAACGUUGGAUCCUAACAAGGUUGCUGCGGUUAGAGAAUUUCUUGCAACUCAUUUCCCAAAUUAUGACCUGAGUGAAUAUGGAAGAGACUGGAAAACCUGCAUCACAAACGUCAAUGCCAUGAUCCGCUGCUUACGCUGUGAAACCAAAAUAAACCCAGAGACUACUGAAGGGAAGGAGAAACCUGCUGACACUCCAGACACAUCUAUUUGUGUGGAUUUAAACUAUAAUGGGGAAGAUAGUGAUGUCAAUUCUCAAUCCUCUCAGAAAAUGACCAGUUCAACAACAAACAGACUUCAGAGUACCACAUGGGAUAAAGUCCCCGAGAUGUUCCAUGCACCUUCAUCCAAUAAACUACAGUCUUUGGAACCAAUGGAACAUCUUGGGAGUCCAUGGCGCAAUGUUCAGUUACCCUUCUCAGUUAUUUAUGUAGCCAAGGGGAAGUCUCGGCCAGAGUUGUCAGCUCGCUAUCUGAUUCGCCAUCUCUUCACAGAAGAUGUAUUGGUGAAGAGCAAUGUGUAUGGUAAUCUGGAACGUGGCAUGUGUCCACUGGACUGCAACAGGAUCAAUGCUCUCAGAGACUUUCUUCAAGAGAACUACCCAUCCUUUGAUCUAAAGGAAACUGGAUAUGAUUGGAAAGCAUGUGUGGCUGCCAUAAACAGUACAAUCCGCAGUCUUAGACAUGACCAUAAGAAGGCUGCAAUUGGAGUCCGAAAGAAAGUUUUGGCCACACCGCCAUCAAGUGAAAAGAGUCCUCCGCAAAGCCCUACUUCAGUAAAGCCGUAUGAAAGUGACACUAUCAACCUUACAGACUAAAAUGCUACAUGUCUUACAACCAUCUGACAUCUAGCUGCAGUCAUGCUGAGGUUGUUCAAAAUACUAUACAGAAGCCAAUCUUGUCGGGUUGUCCCCAGCACUAUAUAAUAUACUCCACGAGGCCAAAAUGGCGGAAGACCUGGGGUCCCUCCCUUCUUGAGCAACUGGCACUCAUUCCCAUCAUAGAGAUGCCUUACUCCAUUCAUAGUUGGUUGCAUGAUGAGCACUUCACUGAAAGUAGGUGCUUGUCAGACAAGUAUUGGCCCCAGAAGAGAGAAUUUUGCCUUAAGGAAGUACGCUGCACAGAACAGGAAAGAGAAAAUGAUUGUCCCCCUGAACAAAAGAAUAAGGAUUUAAAAGCCUAUCUGGGUCAAACUUGUUAUGUUUGGGGAAGGAAACUUGUUCUAACAGCUGGAUAAUAUAAUUGAAAAAACUUAUAACAUAGAAAGGAGAGUGUGAUUGGUAUUGCACCAUUUUGAGUUGUCAGACAUCUCGUUUUUUUCUCCCAUCCUACAGCAGAGAUUUUUUUUGUAGGAUAAGGGAAGAUGAGGGCAACUACAACAAAUACAAUUGCUGGUAAGUAAUAUUUUUCCUCUUCCCGAUGGUUGGCUCUUGUCUGGAAUGAAUAUUAAAAAAGAAUAUUUUUGUAUAUAUAUAUUCUGGUUCUCUUUUACUCAGUGUAAAGUACAAAAUAUAUCCUUUUGAAAGGAUAAUCAAGGACUAGCAUACCAACAUAACCCAUUGUUCUGUGUUUGUUACAUGUCCCCCUCUGUGUCUAAUCCAUCGAGGAUAGGAGUCUGUUUGAGCUUCCCACUAGAGAACUUGGGUCCUAGGUCCACCGAUGAAGACAAUGGAAGGCUUUCCAUUGGCUUCACUGGGCAUGGCAUCAAGCCAUCGGUCCUUUAGCUCAAGCUAAAGAGACUCAUGCUUUAGCUCUGUAUAUCCUGGCUCAUGAUUAAGAUGACAAUUGUUACACCUAUCCAGACUCACCUAUAAUAGUCACAACUUUUAAGUUUCUGGGCAGUUUGUGUGAACUAUCAAGCAUAUUUGCUCUGUUUUUUGUAGGUUGUUAGUAGUUAGAAGCAUUUGACAUCCCAACCUUACAAAGCCAUACCCUGAAAGGUGAAAAUGCAGACUCUCUUUUCAGACAUUGUUUGUCUCCAAGUUAGUCAGGAUUGCUGGAACUUUGUCCCUCAAAAAUAGUUACAUAUGUUCCUUUUUUCCUCCCUCCUCUAUAAGAUUUUAUACAUAAUAUGUUAAUAAAGCAUCUUAUUUUGGAAAUUACUUGACUGUUAUAGUCAUAAUAAAUAUGUGAAUAGAAAAUAACUUUCCUUCCAUUUUUUACAUGACUGUAUAUACAUUUAGGCUUAAAUGAAUCAUUUGAAUGGAUUUAUUUUCAUUAUCGACUUUAUGCCAUUAUUGUUUAAUCCUCAAAUUAACAUUUGAAGUAGUUUGUUGGUCAUAAACAAGAACAACUCUAUCAUUAUUCUUCGUUAGGAUCCUCCUUGCAAAAUACCAACAGUUUUAGAAUCUAGUCUCUAGGUAUUUCCAGUUACAAAAAUCAGAAAAAUACCAAAAAUGCUUAGAUUUUUUUUUCCGGUAUUUGUAGAGAAUUUUUCCACUGUCAUCCACAGAUGUAAAUGUCAGAAUGGCAUAUUUUUAGGCUUAGCUAACUAGCACUGAAUUCUGUCAAUGUGAUGUGUACCUCUAUCUUCCAUUUUGAAGAGACCCAAAUAACUGAACAAAAAAUAGUAAUAGUUUCCUCAUAAUUGUACCAAUUUUUGCUAACUUUUGUAAAAUGUAUUUUGCCCUUAGGAAAGAAUAUUUUACAAAUAAAACUAGAAUAUAUU
This is a messenger RNA of Trachemys scripta elegans, 4629 nucleotides long. RefSeq names its product BEN domain containing 2 (gene BEND2). Bases 851 to 2779 code for a protein of 642 amino acids. NCBI's taxonomy places the organism in Eukaryota, Metazoa, Chordata, Testudines, Emydidae. The record is from RefSeq and is a predicted model, not a curated record. Gene Ontology annotation, molecular function: DNA binding. The transcript is spliced from 12 exons.